Molecule: messenger RNA, 2442 nt
Organism: Chrysoperla carnea
Lineage: Eukaryota; Metazoa; Arthropoda; Insecta; Neuroptera; Chrysopidae
Product: DDB1- and CUL4-associated factor 8
Exons: 6
Coding region: 111-2162 (683 amino acids)
Cellular component (GO): cytoplasm; Cul4-RING E3 ubiquitin ligase complex
Molecular function (GO): protein binding
Source: RefSeq, a predicted model, not a curated record
AAAUAUGAAUAGUUGAGAACUGUCAAUAGUUAUUAAAAAUAUUAGAAUUCACAGAUAUAAGACAUAUCAGACCAUUAUCCAUUUAUUUAUAUGUUCGAUAAGAUAAAAAAAUGGAUGUGACAACUGAUAUAACCCCAAUCAAAAGUCAAGAACAAAAUGAAGUCGAAACGACCGAACAAAAUAAUAUCACAACGAAUAAUAUAGAUAAUGAUAAUAAUGAAAUUGAAACGAAAACAAAGGUUAAAGUAUCCGAAACCGAUGUAGAAAAUAUAAAGACAGAUGUUGUUGUUGUUGCACAACCGAGUACAAGUGUAUCGUUAUUAGAAAAUCAAAAUCCAGAUGAACAUCAACCGUCUGAAACAAAUAAGAAUGUAGAAUUUCCGAAAAUUAAAGCGAAUGUAAAAAAUCGUCAUUUUCGUAGAAAAAAUACGUGGGUUGAUGAAUUAACUACCGAUGAUAGUGUAUCGAGUGCAUCUGAGAAAUCAGAUACGGCAGAUGAGAAUUAUUCUUUUAUAUGUGUCGAUACAACAAGAAAAAAAGAAAAUGAAAAUAGUGAAAAUAGAGAAACGGCAGAACCAGUUGUUACGGCAGAAGAACCAAGUGAUAAUAAUUCUGAUUGUUCAAUAUAUGAGUCAUCUUCAACAUCUGCUGUAAACACAUCGGACGAAUUUCCAGAAUUAGAUGAAUCAACAACAGAUAAUGUGGACUCACAACCAAUGCCUCCGUCUUACGCUAAAAUAUGUAAUCCAAAAUUACCACCAAAUUGGUAUGCUCUUCCAGAAAUAUUAAAACGUCAAACGGGCUACAGUGCCAAAUUAAAUGGCCAUAUACAAUUCCAACAACGUUAUUAUGGCUCGUUACAUGUUGCUCAACGUUUCGAAUUGGCAUCGAUGAUGGAAUACCAUGAUGGCUGUGUAAAUGCGUUAGGUUUUAAUCCGACGGGUAAUUUAAUUGCUAGUGCAUCGGAUGAUUUACGUGUUGUUAUUUGGGAUUGGGCAUUGGGUAGACGGAAAACCUCUUGGGUUACAAAACAUCGUAGUAAUGUCUUUCAAAGUAAAUUCUUAGCGUUGAGUUGUGAAAGUGAAUUGCAGUUGGUAACUAGUGCCCGAGAUGGACAAGUAUGGCUUUGGCAAUUAGGUCAGGAUGGUUUAAGAGGCUCCAGAAAAUUGGGACAACAUCGUGGGGCAUCACAUAAACUGACCUUAUUAUCCGAUCAACCUCAUAUCGUACUCAGUUGUGGAGAAGAUGCUUUGGUUUACAGUCAUGAUGUUCGAGCUACAAAACCUAACAAAGUAACUUAUGUGAUGAAUAAAGAGAAUAAAAAAAUUCCGUUGUACAGUAUUCACUCGAAUCCAUUAAAGUCAAACGAAUUUUGUGUUAGUGGCCAUGAUGAAUCCGUUGUAGUUUACGAUCAACGAUUUAUACCGAAAGAUGGUGCCUCAAUGAAAACAUUUCAAGCGAAAACUAAAGGGACUGAACGUCAUAUCACAGCGUCCGUUUAUAAUUAUUGUGGACGAGAAAUUUUAGCAUCAUACAACGAUGACGAUAUUUAUUUAUUCGAUUCAGAAUCACCUGGUGAUGAAGCAAUACACACAUAUCAAGGACAUCGUAACGGUGCUACCAUUAAAGGUGUUAACUUCUUUGGACCACGCUCCGAGUAUGUUAUAAGUGGAUCAGACUGUGGUAAUAUAUUUUUCUGGGAUAAACAAUCCGAGGGAAUUGUACAAUUUUUAUUAGCUGAUAAAGGAGUGGUUAAUUGUUUAGAACCACAUCCAUCGAUGCCAGUAUUAGCCAGCAGUGGUUUAGAUUCGGAUGUAAAAGUAUGGUUGCCAUCACGUGAAGAACCAAAUAAUAUGAAUGGCUUAUCAAAAACAUUUCUUGGUAAUAUUCGUGUAAGAAGUUUAAAUGCUUUCCACGAUCAUGAAGACAACAGAAUGAUUUGGAUGUUAUGGAGAGUUAUGCAACAAACACCACAUGGUGCAACAAUUUUCAGAAGACGACGAUCUGGUAGCCGUAACAGUGAUGAACAAGGUGGUGGGGGUGAUGAAGAAAGUAACAAUUUUUCGGAUAAUGAUGGUACUGGUACCGAUAACAGCUCUAAUACAUCUAGUACAUCUGAUACGGAUGAACAAGAUGGUAACGUCGAAUGUUUACCAUCGUAAUUGAUUCUUCAAAUACCUAAUAUUUUUCCCCUCUUUUUCUUUUCCUCUCUUUACAUCUAGUUAUUGAUUGCUAUUAAUUUUAUUUAUAAUUUAUUUAAAUGUAAAAUCCACAAGGAGAAGUAUAUAUUAUUAAUGUUAUUACAAAAACAAAAAAAUAUUAUUCAAAAGAUUAUUUAUCUCAUUUAAAAACAAUACAUUUUUUCCCCCAAUCUCGUAAAAUUCUAGGUUAAAUAUAAGUAAACUUGUGUACAUAUUACGUUUGUAAACAUUAUUAAAUCAG